AUGUGUUCUCUCUCGUAGGCUAUCGGCUGUACUCUGAACUGCAGCUGUCAGAGUUUCAAACCUGGGAAGAUCAACCACCGGCAGUGUGAGCAGUGCAGGCACGGAUGGGUGGCUCACGCUCUAAGUAAGCUGAGGAUCCCCCCCGUGUAUCCAACAAGCCAAGUGGAAAUUGUCCAGUCCAAUGUGGUGUUCGAUAUUAGCAGCCUCAUGCUCUAUGGGACCCAGGCCAUCCCUGUUCGCCUGAAAAUCCUACUGGACCGGCUCUUCAGUGUGCUGAAACAAGAUGAGGUUCUGCAGAUUCUCCAUGCCUUGGACUGGACCCUUCAGGAUUAUAUCCGUGGUUAUGUGCUCCAGGAUGCCUCGGGGAAGGUGCUGGAUCACUGGAGCAUCAUGACCAGUGAGGAGGAAGUGGCCACCUUGCAGCAGUUUCUUCGCUUUGGAGAGACCAAGUCCAUAGUGGAGCUCAUGGCAAUCCAGGAGAAAGAAGAGCAGUCCAUCAUCAUACCACCCUCCACUGCCAACGUAGACAUCAGGGCGUUCAUCGAGAGCUGCACCCACAGGAGCGCUGGCCUCCCUACUCCAGUGGACAAAGGAAACCCCAGCAGCCUGCACCCUUUCGAGAACCUUAUCAGCAACAUGACGUUCAUGCUGCCUUUCCAGUUCUUCAACCCUCUGCCUCCUGCUCUGAUAGGGUCACUGCCUGAACAGUACAUGCUGGAGCAGGGGCAGGACCAGAGCCAGGACCCCAAACAGGAGCUGCACGGGCCCUUCUCGGACAGCAGCUUCCUCACGUCCACACCAUUUCAGGUUGAAAAGGAACAGUGUCUAAAGUGUCCAGAUGUUGCUACCCCGAAAGAAGACAGUGCGCACUUAAGUGACUCCAGCUCGUACAGCAUUGCCACUAAGCUUGAAAGGACACAGCUGUCCCCCGAGGCCAAAGGAAAGCCCGAGAGGAACAGCAUUAGCGCUAAGAAGGGCCGGGUGUUCUGCACCGCCUGCGAGAAGACCUUCUACGACAAAGGUACUCUGAAGAUUCACUACAACGCCGUCCACCUCAAGAUCAAGCAUAAGUGCACUAUCGAAGGGUGUAACAUGGUGUUCAGCUCCCUGCGGAGCCGGAACCGACACAGCGCCAACCCCAACCCUCGCCUGCACAUGCCCAUGAAGAGAAACAACCGGGACAAAGAUCUUAGGAACAGCCUGAACCUGGCGAGCUCUGAGACUUACAAGCGCCCGGGUUUCACAGUGAUCUCAGACUGCGGGCCCCUCCCAGGCUACCCCAGUUCGGUGGAGGACUCCAAAGGCCAGCCAGCGUUCUCGAGCCUUGGGCAGAAUGGCGUGCUCUUCCCUAACCUGCGGACCGUGCAGCCAGUCCUCCCCUUCUACCGCAGUCCAGCUACUCCGGCUGAGCUGGCAAACACACCCGGUGUGCUGCCCUCUCUCCCUCUGCUGUCCUCCUCCAUCCCAGAGCAGCUGGUGUCCACGGACAUGCCAUUCGAUGCACUUCCUAAGAAGAAAUCUAGGAAGUCCAGCAUGCCUAUCAAAAUCGAGAAAGAAGCUGUGGACAUUGCUGAGAAGAGACACAGUCUCAGCUCAGAUGAUGACACACCCCUGCAGGUAGUCAGCGAGGAUGAGCCAGAGGCCAGCAGUCCUCAGUCAGACCGAGUGCCCGAGGAGCAGCACACACAGUUAAGCUCAGAGAAGCCUUUAGCACAAGGAGAAAGACCCUGCCAUCUUGAAUCUGUGAUUGAGUCUCACGGAACUAUCGGCAGAACCCUUGAGCAGACCACACACCCAGAGAGAGAGGCAGAGCAGAAGUUAGCAUUGACUUCAGUCAUGCCAAGAGAGGUGGAGGAUGGUGGUCAUGAACGCCAUUUCACACCUGGACUAGGGCCACAGAUUCCCUUUCCUGACUACAUGGAAUUGCAGCAGCGCUUACUGGCUGGAGGACUCUUUAGUGCUUUGUCCAACAGGGGGAUGACUUUUCCUUUUCUGGAAGAAUCUAAGGAGCUGGAACACCUGGGUGAGCAUGCACUAGUGAGGCAGAAGGAAGAAAAUUGCUUUCAGUGUGACAUCUGCAAGAAGACCUUUAAAAACGCUUUCAGUAUGAAGACACACCAUAAGAAUACACACGCCAAAGAGACACACGCGUGCACAGUGGAGGGGUGUGGCGCUGCGUUCCCAUCCCGCAGGAGCAGAGACAGACACAGCUCGAACCUAAGCCUCCACCAGAAAGUAUUGAGUGAGGAAGCACUGGAGAGUAGUGAGGACCAUUUCCGUGCCGCCUACCUUCUGCAAGACGUGGCCAAGGAGGCCUACCAGGAUGUGGCUUUCACACCGCAAGCCUCGCAGACGUCUGUCAUCUUCAAGGGAUCAAGUGGCAUGGGCAGUCUGGUUUACCCGAUAUCCCAAGUGCACAGUGCCCGUCUGGAGAGUUACAACUCCGGCCCCCCAAGCGAGGGCACCAUCCUGGAUUUGAGCACUACCUCAAGCAUGAAGUCAGAGAGCAGCAGUCAUUCCUCCUGGGAUUCGGACGGGGUGAGCGAGGAAGGUACCACCCUUCUGGAGGACAGCGAUGGGAACUGUGAAGGGCAGAGCCUUGUGUCCGGGGAAGACGAGUACCCCAUCUGCGUCCUGAUGGAGAAGGCUGAUCAGAGCCUUGCUAGUCUGCCCUCCAGGCUGCCCAUCACCUGCCAUCUCUGCCAGAAGAUAUACAGUAACAAAGGGACCUUUCGAGCCCAUUACAAAACCGUGCACCUCCGCCAGCUCCAUAAGUGCAAAGUGCCUGGCUGCAACACCAUGUUCUCAUCGGUCCGCAGCCGAAACAGACACAGUCAGAACCCCAACCUGCACAAGAGCCUGGCCGCCUCGCCCAGCCACCUCCAGUAA
Microtus ochrogaster (prairie vole) is the source of this 2889-nucleotide messenger RNA. It is a transcript of the gene Bnc1, whose product is annotated as basonuclin zinc finger protein 1. Gene Ontology annotation, biological process: regulation of transcription by RNA polymerase I. The record is from RefSeq and is a predicted model, not a curated record. NCBI's taxonomy places the organism in Eukaryota, Metazoa, Chordata, Mammalia, Rodentia, Cricetidae. Gene Ontology annotation, cellular component: nucleus.